AUGGCUGACCGCGAUGGGAAUGCAGCUGACAUGCCCUCUUUAAUGGGUAAUCUGCAGCUUACGGAUAAUGAUAUGGUUGUCGAUGACUACGACCAGUACGGCAAUGACCGUUCUGAUGUCGUCGUCGUCUCUCCACCUGGCUCCGCCAGUGAGCCCGAACCGGAGCCUCUGGCUACCGACUUUAUCGGUAUCCCCGUUUCUGUAUUAUGGUUCCUUAUCGAUUGCGAUGCCCCGCCUGACAUUGCUCUCACCUCUGGUCCACCGCCGCCCAUUAUCCACCGUCCACCGCCGGCUGCCAGCUACGCCCUAUCUACCAUAAUAGAUUAUAUGAUGUGGUGUGUUGAGGCGAUGAUGGCAAAGGUGCUUCCUGAGAAUCCGGAUUUGGAAACAGAAGCGCAGACGUAUCAUACAUGGAACAUCGAGAACUGGACAAAGUUGCGGCGGAAGGAGCACGGUCCGGUUUUUGAAUGCGGAGGAGCUCCAUGGUGGGUUUUCCUGAUACUUCCAGGUCCCAGCCCGUUAUGCAAUCGUUCGCAAAGUGAAAGCUUGCCCUCUAACCCCGAAAUAUAUAGGCGCGUCCUGUUUUUCCCAUUCGGGAACGGUGUCGAACAUGCGUCCUUCUACCUCGAACACGGCUUCGAGAAGUCACCUCCGGAUGGUUGGUAUGCUUGUGUACAAUUUGCUUUGGUUCUCUGGAAUAAAAAUGACCCUUCGCUAUAUAUCACCCAUGUUACGAUUCGAAGAAAGAAACUGGGAUGGUCAAAUUCCGCGUGGACCCUUCAGCGACUAUUUUACCAUCUGCAAACUAGCGAUCUUCCAGUGUCGACAGCCGAACUCACGUCCUCCUUUGGCUGGGAAUCGAGACAUACUUUUGAACAACAGGAUGUCCAAGAACUUUCCAGGUUAUUAAUGGACAAACUCGAAGGACAGAUGAAAGGCACUCCUGCCGAAAAAGCACUUCCCUCUCUUUUCGUUGGAAAGACAAAGACAUAUAUAUCCUGCAUUCACGUUGACUACGAGUCGUCCAGGAUAGAGGACUUUUGGGAUAUCCAACUGAACGUUCGAGGGAAUCGGACGCUGGAUGACAGUUUCAAAGAUUACAUCCAGGUGGAAACCUUAGAGGGAGAGAACAAGUAUGAUGCUGGGGAACCAUACAAACUACAGGAGGCGAAAAAGGGCGUGAUAUUUGAGAGUUUCCCUCCUGUUCUUCACCUUCAUCUCAAACGAUUCGAAUAUGACAUCAACCGAGACGCUAUGAUGAAAAUCAACGACAGACUCGAGUUUCCAGAAGAGUUUGACGCGGCACCGUAUCUUUCCGAGGAUGCAGAUAAAUCAGAACCUUGGAUCUAUCAAUUACACGGCGUUCUUGUGCAUAGCGGUGACUUCAAUGCUGGGCACUAUUAUGCAUAUCUGCGACCAACUAAGGACAGUUUAUUCUAUAGAUUUGACGACGACAAGGUUAUUCGCGCAACCAUGAAGGAAACUCUGGAGGAAAAUUUUGGUGGGGAAUAUCCCAACCUCGCAAACGGAACAGCCGGGGUUAGACAACCAUACAUGCGAGGCUUCUCCACGAAACGAUCAAUGAACGCAUACAUGCUGGUUUAUAUCAGGAAAUCUCGCGUGGAUGAUGUACUUGUUAGUUUGAAGAAAGAUGACAUUCCUGCACACCUCGAAAAGCGUCUCAAUGAGGAACGUGCUGAGUUAGCGCGGAAGAAAAAGGAGCGGGAGGAACAACAUCUUUAUAUGAACGUUGGAUUGUUAACCGAUGAGUCCUUCAAGUCUCAUCACGGAUUUGAUUUGACCAGCUUAGAUUUGGAACCUGACAAUCCCGCAGCUGCGAAAAUACACCGCGUCCUUAGGGCUAAGAAAGUUGGCGAGUUUGCGGCCGAGAUCGCGGAAGAAAAGGGAUUGACACCAGAUCAAGUGAGGCUAUGGGUGAUGGUGAAUCGUCAAAAUAAAACAACACGUCCUGAUCAGCCCCUGAAAGAUCUCGAAAUGUCUGUUGAGGAGGCGUUUACUCGGUUUGGUACCAAGGGAAAUCAGUUCCGGCUAUUUGUCGAGGUAGGAGAAACAGGUACGGAUGGGAAAGUAACCUGGCCAGAAACCUCAGGCAAUAACGCGACGAGCCUCGUUUUCCUGAAACACUUUGAUGUUCUCCAGCAAACUCUCACUGGAGUAGGUCAUGCUUUUGUUCGAAAGCACUCUAAAGUAUCAGAACUGGCCGGGCCAAUACUGGAGAUUAUGAAUUGGCCUGCAGGAACCCCAUUCAUAUUAUAUGAGGAAAUCAAACACUCCAUGAUUGAGCCAAUGAAAUCUAAACAGACGUUCCAACAGUCGGAAAUACAAGAUGGGGAUAUCAUCUGCUUCCAACGCCAAGUCAACGAUUCUGAACUCCCUCCUACUGUCCUUUAUACAGAUGCGAGGCAAUACUACGAUUACCUCCUCAACCGUAUCUCAGUCAAAUUUGCUCCCCUAAAGCCAGAUGAUAGCGAAACUUUCGAUCUGACACUCAGCCGCAAGAUGACAUACGAGCAAUGGACAACGAAAGUUGGUGAACAUUUGAAUGUCGAUCCGACUCAUAUACGAUUUGCACCUGUACUCCAGAAUAGUGGAAAACCUAAGCCGUUCAUCAAACGGAAUGCGACCCAAAAUCUCCAGCAGAUUCUCACCAGCCAGUAUUCCGCUUACGGGUAUGCUGCGCAUCGACCAGACGCCCUUUAUUACGAAAUUUUGGAAACCAGUUUAAGCGAAUAUGAAACGAAGAAGAUAAUAAAGGUCACUUGGCUUCCGGAUGGCAUUUCCAAAGAGGAUCUACUGCUACAGCAACCAUUUGACGUUCUUGUUUCUAAGAGCGGCAAUAUUGGUGAUCUACUAUUAAGCUUCCGGAAGAGGGCUAACCUCGAUGAAGAGACGUCCAAAAAUCUGCGUUGUUAUGAGGUCUAUGGCGGAAAAGUUUACAAAGAGAUCCCCGAAAACUAUAGCAUUCUCAGCCUCUCGGACUAUGUUACUCUCUAUAUCGAGCGGAUACCACAGGAGGAACUUGACAUGCAAGAAGGUGAAUUCAAAAUUGAUUGCUUCAAUUUUGAUAAGGAGCCCAAUAAGCCACAUGGAGUUCCUUUUAGAUUUGUUGUGAAACCGGGCGAGAUCUUCAAGGAGACCAAGGAACGGCUCUCGAAACGAACAGGAAUUCGAGGCAAGCAGUUUGAGAAAAUCAAGUUUGCCAUGGCUUUACGUCAAGGGUUCUGUACCCCAAGAUACAUUGAAGAUGAUGACGUUCUCGCCGAUUUAGCCACCGAGCCACAAGAUGUGCUCGGACUGGAUCAUGUAAAUAAGAACAGAAGCUUCUGGAGAAGCGAAAGUUUCUUUAUUCGAUAGAUGCAUAAUUGAAGAGGCCAGGCGUUUUAAUGUUCUUUCAUAUCCUUUCAUAUCCUUCUCUUUCUUACGGUCUAUGGCGGUUUAACUUGAUCAUCAAUGGUAUUCGUUUUAUUUUUAUUUUUAUUUUUAUCUUUAUCUCUAUCUCUAUACUUCUUCAUCUUGUCUUUCCUUCCAUAUCUCGACAUUGUUUUUCCUUUUCUGCUUCGUUGCGAUACGGAACUAGUCAACUACCAAUUUUUGUUACUUUUCUUUUUUCUUUCUUUUCUCUUUUCUCUUUCAAACAAAAACAGAGAAGCUGCUGGAUUGCAUUUUGCCAGCAUCCUAAUUUAAACAAAGGUUUACCUUCUUACCUCCCACACGGAGUUAAAAAUACAUGUACAGAUAUUUAGGAAGUUGGCAAUGGAGGAUAGGGGAGCAAAUGGGUUAUAUAUCG
Messenger RNA from Histoplasma capsulatum G186AR, 3808 nucleotides. RefSeq names its product ubiquitin carboxyl-terminal hydrolase. Bases 1 to 3375 code for a protein of 1124 amino acids. Gene Ontology annotation, biological process: regulation of protein stability; protein deubiquitination. The record is from RefSeq and is a predicted model, not a curated record. Gene Ontology annotation, cellular component: nucleus; cytosol. Gene Ontology annotation, molecular function: cysteine-type deubiquitinase activity; cysteine-type endopeptidase activity. The transcript has 11 exons. NCBI's taxonomy places the organism in Eukaryota, Fungi, Ascomycota, Eurotiomycetes, Onygenales, Ajellomycetaceae.